Messenger RNA from Didymodactylos carnosus, 2580 nucleotides. The record is from the annotation of a GenBank genome assembly. Lineage: Eukaryota; Metazoa; Rotifera; Eurotatoria; Philodinida; Philodinidae.
AUGUCACAACGUAGUCAGCAUGCUAUCGGACGGACAUCGGGGACACGUAUUCCGAGCGAUAAAGAUCGUCGAAGACAAAUUUCAAUUCGUGGCAUUCCACUAUUAGAAAAUGUAGCUGCUGUAAAGAAAACAUUCAAUCGUCAUCUUCAUUUUACAAUUGUUAAAGAUCGAAAUGUAGCAACUAAUAGAGAUUAUUUUUAUUCAUUAGCCUAUACUGUUCGUGAUCAUUUAGUUGGAAGAUGGAUUCGUACCCAACAGUACUAUUACGAAAAAGAUCCAAAACGCAUAUAUUAUUUAUCGAUGGAAUAUUACAUGGGAAGAAGUUUAUCAAAUACAAUGACUAAUUUAGGAAUUGAAUCAGAAAUUGAUGAAGCUUUAUAUGAACUUGGAUUGGACAUUGAAGAUUUGGAAGAAUUAGAAGAAGAUGCUGGACUUGGAAAUGGUGGAUUAGGUCGUUUAGCUGCUUGUUUUCUUGAUUCAAUGGCUACGUUAGGAUUAGCGAGCUACGGAUACGGUUUGAGAUAUGACUAUGACGAUUGGUUGAGAUAUGGCAAUCCAUGGGAAAUCGCACGUCCUGAAUACAUCAUUCCAGUUAAUUUUUAUGGACAUGUCAUCGAAGAAAAUGACAAAAAACGUUGGCUUGAUACACACGUGAUUUAUGCUGUUCCAUACGAUAGUCCAAUUGCUGGAUUUAACAAUAAUGUUGUUAAUACUCUUCGUCUUUGGUCAGCAAGAGCACCCGGAAAAUUUAAUUUUCAAUUUUUCAAUGAUGGUGAUUAUAUCAAUAGUGUUGCUGAACAAUCAUUGGCAGAAAAUAUAACAAGAGUUUUAUAUCCUAACGAUAAUUUUCAAGGUGGCAAAGAAUUAAGAUUAAAACAAGAAUAUUUUCUAGUUGCGGCUACACUUCAAGAUAUUAUUCGUCGAUUCAAACACUCCAAAUUUGGUGCAAAAGAUCCUACACGUAAUGAUUUUUCAUCCUUUCCAGACAAAGCGGCAAUACAAUUGAAUGAUACUCAUCCAGCGCUUGCUAUUCCAGAAUUAAUGCGUCUAUUAGUUGAUAUUGAACAAAUGAGUUUUGAUGAAGCUUGGGAAAUUACUUGUAGAACAUUUGCCUACACAAAUCAUACAUUAAUGCCCGAAGCAUUGGAACGAUGGCCUGUCGGGUUGCUUGAACAUGUUUUACCACGACAUUUACAAAUUAUUUAUCAAAUUAAUUAUUAUCAUUUACAGGAUGUUAAACGACAAUUUCCAAAUGAUAGUGAUAAAUUGAGAUUAUUAUCUAUUGUCGAAGAAACCGGUGAAAAACGAAUAAAUAUGGGCUAUUUAUCCAUUGUUGGAUCACACACAGUAAAUGGUGUGGCUAAAAUUCAUUCAGAUUUAUUAAAAAGUCAAUUAUUUAAAUCAUUUUAUGAAAUGUGUCCAGAAAAAUUUCAAAAUAAGACAAAUGGAAUAACUCCGAGACGUUGGUUGGUGCUAAGUAAUCCAAAUCUGGCUGAUAAAAUUACUGAAGGUUUUAUAACAGAAUUGGAAGAAUUACAAGGAUUGAAAAAGUUCUUAAAUGAUGAAUCAUUUGUGCGUGAUAUCCAUCGUGUAAAACAAGAGAAUAAAAUGCAGUUGGCUGGAAUAAUAAAAAAUGAGUAUGGCAUUAAAGUGAAUCCAUCAUCAAUGUUCGAUAUACAAGUAAAGCGAAUGCAUGAAUAUAAACGACAGUUAUUGAACAUUUUACACAUCAUUACAUUAUAUAAUCGUAUUAAAAAUAAUUCAAAUAGUCAAAUUACGCCACGUGUAGUUAUGAUAGGUGGAAAAGCUGCUCCUGGAUAUAAAAUUGCAAAAAAAAUAAUUAAACUUAUAAAUAAUGUUGCUAAAGUGAUAAAUAAUGAUACGGAUAUUGGUGAUCGUUUAAAAGUGGUAUUUUUAGAAAAUUAUCGUGUUAGUUUAGCUGAAAAAAUUAUGCCAGCUUGUGAUUUAUCCGAACAGAUAAGUCUUGCUGGAAUGGAAGCGUCAGGCACAGGCAAUAUGAAAUUUAUGUUGAACGGAGCAUUAACAAUUGGUACAUUGGAUGGUGCUAAUGUCGAAAUGGCAGAAGAAGUUGGUAAAGAAAAUAUUUUUAUUUUUGGCAUGACAGUUGAAGAAGUUGCUGAAUUAAGAGAAAAGGGAUAUAAUUCGAGAAAAUAUUAUGAAAAUAAUCAAGAAUUAAAAGCUGUCAUUGAUCAAAUUCAAAAUGGUACAUUUUCACCUGAACAACAUGAUCUAUUUCAUGACAUUGUAUCAAGUCUAUUAGAUGAUGAUCAUUAUAUGUUAUUAGCUGAUUAUGAGAGUUAUAUUAAAACACAAGACGCUGUUGGUGAAUUGUUUAAAUAUCAAGCACAAUGGACACAAAAAUGUAUUUUAAAUAUUGCAUCAUCAGGAAAAUUUUCUAGCGAUAGAACAAUAGCCGAAUAUGCUCGCGAUAUUUGGAAUGUACAACCAAGUAAAGAAAAAUUACCAGCUCCCUCAGAAGGUCGGCCAGGAAAACCAGACGAAGGUGAAUUAAAAAUAGAACCAAGAGAAAAACGAAAAAUAUCCGAAUCUCAUAGUUAA